AUAUGCUCACCUUUUGUCCACAUUGCUCAAACAUGCUAGUCGUAGCGCGAUCGGAGGUUAGUGGAAGUAACAGUUUUACCUGUCCCACUUGUCCCUAUGAGUUUCCAAUUGAUGGCAUUCUAAUAUAUGAGCGAAAGGAACUGCCGAGAAAACAAGUCGAUGACGUUCUGGGAGGAGAAGGCGCGUGGGACAAUGUUGAUCAAACUGUCACGCAAUGUCCGGUUGAAAGCUGUGGCUUCGACAAGGCCUACUUUUUCCAGCUUCAAAUCAGAUCAGCCGACGAACCUAUGACGACAUUUUACAAGUGUUGCAAAUGUGGACACCGCUGGAGAGAGAACUAAUUUCCUAAUGAUGACCGAUCUAGUCCGUACGAUAGAAUUUACAUGUAUACUAGAAGCAUUGAGAAUUGCUGAACUUGCUUAAGCUUCUUUAUUAUCAAUGAUUUUGUUAUAAAUGAUCAACAAAAGAAAAAUUAGAUUUUCUUGUGAUCCAAAAAAGCAUCUUAAUAGUUGAAAGAACUUAG
Molecule: messenger RNA, 523 nt
Organism: Ogataea polymorpha
Lineage: Eukaryota; Fungi; Ascomycota; Pichiomycetes; Pichiales; Pichiaceae
Exons: 1
Coding region: 33-341 (102 amino acids)
Biological process (GO): DNA-templated transcription; termination of RNA polymerase III transcription
Cellular component (GO): RNA polymerase III complex
Molecular function (GO): nucleic acid binding; DNA-directed RNA polymerase activity; zinc ion binding
Source: RefSeq, a predicted model, not a curated record